Molecule: messenger RNA, 515 nt
Organism: Perkinsus marinus ATCC 50983
Lineage: Eukaryota; Perkinsozoa; Perkinsida; Perkinsidae
Exons: 1
Source: RefSeq, a predicted model, not a curated record
ACCUUAAUGCUGUCAUCAAACAUGUACCCUCUAACUGUAACGUCUCCGAUUCCAUAACACGGUGCGUGCUACCUAAGACCAUCGAUGUCGACCAGCUCAACGACGCCAUUCAGUCUUCAACGGUUAUCUAUACACCUACUGAGGACAAUGUCGACCCUUAUUCGCAGGAAUCUGCUGUGACAUCAGAGGACGCGGGGUGUGGGCUUCACGCCCACACCAUAGCAUCGUCUAUGGACGAUGCGGGGUACGCCUUUUCCUUCGAUGACAUGCCUAUCUAUAAUCUCGAGGGUUCUACAGCAAGCUGUGCCUGUGAUCACCACUCCUCUAACAAUAAGGUCAACUUGAUCAACUGCGAUGGUCUCAACUUGCCUAAUGUCGAUGGCUCUAAUUUGACCGACGAGGAGAAGAUUGAGCUCAAAGCCCUUCUAGAGUAUGUCGACACUUCUCGUGGUAUACCUACCACAUCUGUGUCUACCUUGGAUGAUAUUGAGCUCAAGCACCGUUUGACUAUCUGU